Molecule: messenger RNA, 5843 nt
Organism: Hypomesus transpacificus
Lineage: Eukaryota; Metazoa; Chordata; Actinopteri; Osmeriformes; Osmeridae
Gene: sytl2b
Product: synaptotagmin-like 2b
Exons: 19
Coding region: 154-5598 (1814 amino acids)
Biological process (GO): intracellular protein transport; exocytosis
Cellular component (GO): exocytic vesicle; plasma membrane
Molecular function (GO): neurexin family protein binding; small GTPase binding
Source: RefSeq, a predicted model, not a curated record
CUCUGACAUCGCCUCCUUCGACAAACGUAAGCGGGUGAUGUCUAAAGCUCUCUUCAGAGACAGCCUCUGAUCAAGCCUCUCAAACACCUGUCCUGAGGAGAGAGAGAGUAGAAGAAGAAGAAGAAGAGAGAUACACUAAAGAGAAGAGAGAUCAUGAUAGACCUAAGCCACCUCACAGAUGAGGAGCAGGAGGCCAUUCUGACGGUGCUGAAGAGGGAUGAAGACCUCAAGAAGGCUGAGGAGGACAGAAUCAGAACCCUGCAAAAGAAAGUUUCCCCCAUGGAGAGCAAGCUGAAGUACCUGACAGGAGAGUGGUUUUAUGAGGCUAAGUCUCAACGACACAACGACAAGAUCCAUGGCUCUGAGAUCAUUCUGGCUUCCAUGAAGCAGAAGAGAGCAGCCACCUUAGAAGGUUCUCUGUCCCACUCCAGAGCUGUGAGUGGAAGAGGCUCAGACAUAGUCGCUCCACCCAAACCUGCCAGACUCCUGGAGACCCCAAUACAGCCCCAGCAGACAAGGGAGAGUUCCAGUGUUCCUGACACAGACAGAGCAAGAAUUGAUGUAAACGUACGCUCCCCAGGAAUGCCAAGGCACAACCCAUUCAAUCGUGCCUCUAUUGUUCUUGAGGUGUCUGAAAAGACAGAAACACAGUUGGCCAAUGGAAACCAAGAACCCGUGAAACCAUCGGAAGCAGCACUUGUUUCUCCACCGAAGACGUCCUGCCCGUCCAGCCAGACCUCCACGGGCUCUGUCACCUCAGAGGGCUCCUCUGUGGGCUUCAGGCCUGUCCCCAAGAAGAGAACAUUUCUGUCUAGGCGUCCCAGCGCUCUCUCAGACAGCGACAUCUCCCUCUCCGGUCCUGCUCCUCACAAAGGGUCAGGGGUCAUGACCUCCCAGGGAAGUCUCCAGCAUGGCUCCACUUGCAGCUCCAGUCUGGGAGGAGGAACUAUACCAUCCAUCUCAGAGUCACAAAACAAUCCCUCCAGCCACGCAGGGAACUCUCUAGUUCUGGUAUCCUACAAGCAACUGACAGAUGCGGCCGAUGUCUCUGUAGAACCCAACCUGGAACGAACAGCAAAGCCUAAGUCAAACACCUAUCAGAGGGUGGUGGAGACUCCCCAAGAUGACUCCUUCAGAAUGUCCCAAAGAAGGUCCCCAUCUCCUGCCUCUAGAAGUGAAAAUGUGUUACCUUCCCUGGCUGGCCCACAAACCCCCACAAACCUCCAACCAGCCUUGCUUCCUGAUAGUGAUAUAAACACUGAGAGAUUCAUCUCAAGAGGUCAGACGACUGACAGCAGAGAUGGCCUUACCCAGAGAGAGUAUGAUAUCGGCCAUCUCAGCGGCAUGGAGACAUCUGUUUUAUCAGAGCACCAAUCCUCAAUGCUCUCUGACGUCACAAAGCCGGCCCCCAUUCCCAUUCCUCAGCCGUCUGGCCAGCAGAACCCGACCUAUAAACCUGCUGCUGUUCAGGCUGAGAAGACAGUGGUGGAGGUGGAGACCCACACUCGCAAUGCAGGAACACACGUGGACCCCAAUCAACCAUAUGAUCUCCAUGUCUCAGAUGAUAAACUGAAGAAACAGUCCCCUAAGAAGCCCUGUUGUAAAACUGCCUUCAAGUCGGCUCCACGUAGCCCCAAGACCACCGGGGAAGAAGGCAAAGCCAUCGCCAAGGUUUUGGACUGGUUCAGCCGCAGCACGGACAGCAAUGAUUGGCUAGAGACAGAAAGUGGUCAGCCAGAAGUUUUCAGCACUGACCAGGUGGAAGACAUGACUAUGGAAGACUUGAUAGAGCCGGUCAGAAAUGAUAGUGAGAACAUCAGUGAGACCAAAUAUCAACUCAGAGAGAAAACAUCUCCCAGGAUGAUGAGAGACCACCAGCAAGAGUACACUGGCAUAAACAAACCAUUUAUGGGUCAAAGUGUGUAUUCAAGACCUGAUAAGACUUCAGAGGAUGGACUGAAGUCUAAAUCCACUGAGGUCCACUCUCCUGUCAACAUGAACAGAACAUACCAGUUCAAGAGGAGAAUAUCCGAGACUGAGACCGCAGGUAGGAGAGAGAGAAAGGACAUGUCAGAAAAAGAAGAAGAAGAAUUGAGGAAGGUCACACAACAGGUCAAACCACAGGUAACACAAGUGAAGGAGGAAGUUCAAGAUGAGAACCAAUCUGCAAACAUAUCCAACCUCAAGUCCUUCUGGGAGAAGAGCAACGUUGGGCCAAAGAUUCUCAUCAGUAGAUCCAACACAGGAGUUGAAAUAAAACCAAGACCUGGGAUCCAGGAGACGGAGAAGAAGAAUGACAAAGAAGAGAAGGCCGUGUUAGAUAAGGUUGUGGUGCCCCCCAAAGAGAAUGCCCCACAUCUCAGGAGUGGAAAAGAAAUCAAAAAGACAACCCAGGACAUGAAACACAAAGCCCCCCCUCCUACAGUAGAGAUAAACAUGUCACCAUCUAAUAGAGAUUACCACCCAAGUGCUGGGGAUCAAAACAAAGAGGACCGCCAUUUGACAUUACCAACAAAUCCACUGGUCUGGGACAGAAGAGGCUCUGAAACAGAAAUCCUCUCUCUGAAUAGACUCAGCUUUCAGGCUGAGCUCCAGACCAGGCAUCCACCAGAGCUUCAGGCAGACCCACUCCCGCAGUCCAGAGCCAGCCCUCAGCCUGGGAAUCUGUCGCCAGCGGCUCAGGUUCUGUCCAGCUUUCAGCCUGAAACCCUCCAGGUCAGAGACAUCCCAGAAGGUGAUCAGCCUACACAUAGCUCAUACAUGGAGUAUCAUGCUGGUGGAAUAGGGAGAGAGCAAGUCAGCCCCCAAACUAAAAGAAAGAGCAGUGCUGGUGGAAACUUCAAGGAAAAGGAGAAGGAAGAGAGAGGUGUCCAGUCCCCUAGAAAACAAGAUGAUCUCACCUUUACUGACCGAGGUAACGUCCUACACACCCCAAAGCAACCUCCUCCUCGAAACGAGAGUACAGCAGAGAAAGUAAGACAACUCAAGUCAUUCUGGGAGAAGGAAAAAACGAGGCCUGUGAUUGGUAAAUCUAAAGAGCUAGGGGAUGUCAGGCUAUAUAGAGCUCCUUCAAAGCUGAAUAAAAGAUUCACCAAAUCUGAAUAUGAUCUGCUGUCAAUUGGGAAUGAAGCAGAGAGUGACAAUGAAGGAGAUUCUGUCCACUCGUCUGACAGAAUCAAUUUUACCGUUCUUACAAUGAAUCAGAGACUAGACAAAUUUUCCCCAAGUCUUGGAGGGAAUCGUUCACAGUUUAAGAAUCUUCGAGAUUUCUGGGGUGAGGCCAUCUCGAAUCGCAAAGGACCAAGUGCUUUUGAUAAGCCCAGAAGUCUGAAAAAGAACGAGACAGCUGAUUCUCUGCAUCCAAUGCUGGAGUUAAAACAAUGUGUUGAUCCUGAAUUCUAUAGCACAACCAGCCCUACUCACACAGAGAAGGUCAGUGCCAGACCACCUGUGGAUGAAAGCUGGCACUCAAAAUCAUCUCCACCUCCAUCCCUAGCCAGGGGAAAUAAAGAGAGAGAGCAUCAAUUAAGGUCACCCAUUGACAGACAGAUUGGGUUGGGUACAGAAGCUUUGAUUGACAGUCAAUCUAACCUGUCGAGUCCCAUCACACUAUUUUCAGAGCAACAAAAAUGCCCUUGGCCACAGCAAGGCAGAAGGGGCUCAGAUCAGAAGUCUUCCAGAGAAGAAAAGCCCCAUAGACCACAAGGCACCCUGGGAAAAGAGUCUCAUUCCCCAAAGCCAAGGAAAGACAGUUUUGGAAACUCAAGUGGACGGUCCACGAUGCGGCGUGCGAGGAGUAUGUUCUCCCUGGACGUGGAUGAUCAGCAAGACAAGCUAGACAAACCUUAUCCAGGACAGGUUAGAAAGACAAGAGAGGUCAGCCCUGUACAGGGGAAGACAACACAAGCUAGGAGACAGAGUACAGAUAAAGAAGCAGGUCCCAGGAGGUCUUCACGUUCCUCUGAGGAGUCUGAAUCUUUGGCUCUGCGCGCUAGAUCUUUCGUUCCCAGAGACUAUCGCCACUACCUGGGCAUCUCAGAGAAGAGCAGGGCCGGAGUUGACCUGGACCUGAGUGGGACGGUCCGGUCCAGCACCCCUACUGGCUCAGAGGAGAGCUAUGGAAGGAGAGGCAGUAAAACUGCACAGCGCCCCCCGUGGUCAAACCAAGGCAGCACAGACACUGGCCGAGAGUCAUCUUUGAGCAGCACAUCCGAAACAUGGUCCAACUCAAGAAGCAGUUCUAAACGAGAGAAUGGUGAGGACGACCAGAACCCAGUGAAGAGGGCGUUGAGGCGAGCAGAGGCACGUCCGAAGAACCUUGCUAAAAGUCUAGAGGACAUCACAGCAUCCUUGCCACAACGGCAGGAAAGAAGACAAGGCCCUUUUGCUGACCCGAGGCGUGGAAGUGAUGUUUCAUCCUUUGCCUCACCCUCCUCUUCCACCUUCUCUGAUCCUGAACAUCUGAAGAAAUUAAGCAAAUCUGUUCCCUCAUUCCUUCAGAAGGAGAACGAUGGGAGGGACACUGACUCCACUUCUGAGAAUAGUUACCAUGGAAGCAGGCAGAUGACGGGCAGAUCUAUGACUAACCUCAGCACCUCCUCUGGCAUGGCAUCUGUGUCUUCUAUGAGUGGCAGUGUAAUGACCAUGUACAGUGGGGACUUUGAGAAUGUGGAGGUCCAGGGAAGCAUCCAGUUUUCCAUCAACUAUGUGCAGAAGCUCAGGGAGUUCCACAUCUUUGUGGCUCAGUGUCAAGAUCUGGCCGCUGUGGAUCCAAAGAGAGGCCGUUCGGACCCGUAUGUUAAAAGUUACCUUGUGCCUGACAAAGCCAAUUUAGGCAAGAGGAAAACCUCUGUGAAAAAGAAGACACAGAAUCCGACUUUUAAUGAAAUUCUGAGAUAUCGAGUUCGUUUGGAGAAUCUGAGAACCCAGACACUCAUUCUCUCUGUCUGGCACCAUGACACAUUUGGGAGGAACAGUUUCCUGGGUGAGGUGGAUGUGGACUUGUCCAAAUGGGACUUUGACCACACCCAGAUGAACUACUUAGCCCUUAAAGCCAGGCCCACAACCUGUCUAAAACAGUCAGAUGACAGGGGAGAGAUGAGACUGGCCAUUCGCUUUUUGCCCCAGAUUGCCCACAGUGUAGCCAAAGAGGGCCCCAAAACAGGUGAAGUUCAUAUUUGGGUGAAAGACUGCAAGAACCUUCCUCUCAUCAGGGGAGCCUCGAUUGACCCCUAUGUAAAAUGUUUCGUGCUGCCAGACACGAGCAGAAAAAGCCGUCAGAAGACCCGCGUCCUGAGGAGGACAGUCGAGCCGGUGUUCAACCACACCAUGGUGUACGACGGCUUCAGGCAGGAGGACCUGAAAGAGGCCUGUGUGGAGCUGACUGUCUGGGACAGAGACAGGCUGGCCAGCAACCUCCUUGGAGGCCUGAGGCUAGGGCCCGGCACAGGCAGAAGUUAUGGGGCUGUGGUAGACUGGAUGGACUCUACUCCCAGUGAGGUGGCUUUGUGGGAGAGGAUGAUGGAGUCUCCUAAUGAAUGGGUGGAAGACAUGCUAGCCCUGAGGGUGCUUACAACAGCAAAAACUGCCCUAAAAUGAUAAAUGUGCAAGAUGGUCUAACAGCCACCACAGGUUGUGUGUUUAUAACGUUAGCUGAUAUAUUACCUACAGCAUGUAAUAUGCAAACAUUUAGAUACUAAACACUUAUCAUCACAUUCAUUUAUUCAUUCAUUCAUUUGUAACAUUCCACUUGAAUCAAAUGUUUUCCUUUAACUGAUGCAAUACAUUAGAUUUUCUUUACAGAAUUUCGUAUAAAUUAAAUGCACGCCUUAAACUGAAUUAAC